UGGUGAGAUGAGGGGAGAUAUUGGCGAUGAUGUGCAACAUGUGCUGCGCGAGAUGAUCGCUGCCAAGGCGUUCACGUGCCGAGGAACUUGACGCCAUUGGUAGGGGAGGGUCUACUCUGCGUUUACUAUGUAAUCGAGUGCGACGCUGUGCUCGGCUGUUUGCCUGGGUAGGCAGGUAGAAUUGGGAUCGCUUUCGCGGAUUACGUAUUUAUAUUUAUAUGGUGGGUGCUGGGUGAUGCUGGGAGUGAGGAGUAAAUGGCUUAAUUCUGUUGUCAACUCCCUCAUUCUCAAUCGCGCCAUUGUCUGUUUGUUAGGCUGUCUGUCUAUUUAUCUCCUUACUUACGGGGGAACGUUAAUUGGUUACCUACUGCAUUGAUCGAAUCUAGGUUUCGGAAGGCAUACGGCACGGGCCGAGGACUUGAUUCCUCUUUACUCUCUUCUGCAUUGCAUACGAGCUUCGAUUUACCUCAAAGGAACUUUUUCCCUACCCUAUUGACGAUAAUUCAUUCAAAUCCCGGUGGGGUUUUCGAGGAUUAAGACAAGACGAGAGAGAAAAUGCGCUGGCAAGCUAUCUUCGCGACGACUAUCAUGUCCAUGACAAACGUCGCGGCGCUCAGUCUGCGCGUCAUCACCUCCAACAUCCGGUACGCGGCGGCCGCCAGCACGUACGAGAAGCCGUGGAGCGUGCGCGGACCACUGCUCAUCGAGAAAAUCAAAUCCACGGCGGCAGCAGCAGCAACAGGUAAUAUUACUUCGAUCCCGGUCCUCGGCAUGCAAGAAGUCCUGCACGCGCAACUCCUCGACAUCCGCGCCGGCCUAGGCGCCCAAUGGGCCCAUCUCGGCACAGGCCGCGACGACGGCGCGGAAAAAGGGGAAUACUGCCCUAUCCUCUAUCAGCCUGCGAAAGUCAGGCUCGUGUAUUCCACGCAGAAGUGGCUCUCGAAAACGCCCGAUGUGCCGUCCUUCUGGCCCGGCGCGGGAUCGCGGCGGUACGUGCUCGUCGCGGUCUUCGAGGAGAUGGGCACGGGGACGAGAUUCGUCGCGGCGAAUACACAUCUGGAUAAUGCGUCGCGGGAGGCGCGGACGGAAGGCGCGAGGAUCGCGCUGCGGGUCAUCGCGGAUGUGCAGGGCGUGUAUGGGCCGGAUUUGCCUGUUGUGCUGUCGGGGGAUUUCAAUAGUGAGCCUGGGACGGGCGAUGCGUAUGGGGUUGUGGUGCAGGAUGGGUAUCUGGGCGAUGGGUAUGUGCUUGUGGACGAGGGGGGGAGGUUCGGCCCGUAUGAGACGUAUACUGGGUUUAACCCGGGGGAGGUGGAUGGUGUGAAGCAGAGGAUUGAUUUCAUUUGGGCUGGACCGCGGGAUGGGGAUGGGGAUGGGAAUGUGUGGGAUGUGGAACGGUACGAGGUCUUGAGUAAUGUCGUGGAUGGCGUGUAUUUUAGUGAUCAUCGGCCUGUUGUUGUUGAUGUCGCGCUUCACUAGGACGGAUACGAAGAAAGCGAUUCUGGUAUCGCGAGAUUCUGGUCGAUGUGGAUGCUUCAUUAUUUAUUUAUUUAUUUCGUGAUCUAGUUAAUGUGUUUGUUGUUUGUUGUACAUAUGCUACAUGUUGAAGACA
Xylaria bambusicola is the source of this 1609-nucleotide messenger RNA. RefSeq names its product endonuclease/exonuclease/phosphatase. Lineage: Eukaryota; Fungi; Ascomycota; Sordariomycetes; Xylariales; Xylariaceae. Bases 556 to 1476 code for a protein of 306 amino acids. Gene Ontology annotation, molecular function: 3'-5'-RNA exonuclease activity. The transcript has a single exon. The record is from RefSeq and is a predicted model, not a curated record.